Molecule: messenger RNA, 537 nt
Organism: Pelodiscus sinensis (Chinese soft-shelled turtle)
Lineage: Eukaryota; Metazoa; Chordata; Testudines; Trionychidae
Source: RefSeq, a predicted model, not a curated record
CCCCGCGCUCUAUGAGGCGCGCUCGCAGCGGCCCUUCCGCUUCCGGGGGCAGGAUGGUGCUGCUGGAGAGCGAGCAGUUCUUGACAGAACUAACAAGGCUUUUUCAAAAAUGCAGAACCUCAGGGAGUGUUUACAUAACACUGAAAAAAUAUGAUGGUCGAACAAAACCCAUUCCACGUAAGGGCCACGUGGAAGGUUUUGAGCCAGCGGACAAUAAAUGUCUUCUGAGAGCAACGGAUGGAAAGAAGAAGAUUAGUACAGUGGUAAGCUCAAAGGAAGUAAAUAAAUUCCAGAUGGCCUAUUCCAACCUGUUGAGAGCUAACAUGGAUGGCCUGAAGAAGAAAGACAAGAAAAGCAAAAAUAAGAAAAGUAAAGCAACACAGUGAUGGAAGAGAAUCUUUCUAUCACUGCAAGACUUGCAUUCUAGCCUUCAAAGUCCAUUUCAUCCUGAGUCACCACUUUCUUUUGGCUGUAGAAUACCAAUAUGUGAACAAUACUUUCACUUAAUUAAAAUGAAAAUAAAAGGUGGCUUCUGUA